Molecule: messenger RNA, 1278 nt
Organism: Sardina pilchardus (European sardine)
Lineage: Eukaryota; Metazoa; Chordata; Actinopteri; Clupeiformes; Clupeidae
Gene: mitfa
Product: melanocyte inducing transcription factor a
Exons: 9
Coding region: 1-1278 (425 amino acids)
Biological process (GO): regulation of transcription by RNA polymerase II; melanocyte differentiation
Cellular component (GO): nucleus
Molecular function (GO): protein dimerization activity; RNA polymerase II cis-regulatory region sequence-specific DNA binding; DNA-binding transcription factor activity, RNA polymerase II-specific
Source: RefSeq, a predicted model, not a curated record
AUGCUGGAAAUGCUUGAGUACAGUCAUUACCAGGUUCAAAGCCAUCUUGAGAGCCCGACCAAGUACCACCUCCAGCAGUCUCAGCGGCAGCAGGUGAAGCAGUACCUCAGCUCCACUCUGGGUGCCAAGCUCGGAGGGCCGAACGGCAGCGGCCCAGCUUGCGCCAGCCAGACCCCGGAGCACGGGAUGCCCCCGGGCCCAGGCACCAGCGCUCCCAACAGCCCCAUGGCCCUCCUCACCUUAAACUCCAACUGCGAGAAGGAGAUGGACGAUGUAAUUGAAGACAUUAUUAGCCUGGAGUCAAGCUAUAAUGAUGACAUCCUUGGCCUUAUGGAUGCCGGUCUUCAGAUGACCAAUACGAUUCCGGUGUCUGCUAACCUCAUGGACAUGUAUAACAACCAUGCCAUUCCUCCACCCGGAGUGGCCAUCAGUGGCACCUGCCCUGCCAGUCUACCUAACGUCAAAAGGGAAUUCUCUGUGACGCCUGCUCCAGGAAUGAUGCACAUCCUGGACAAACCUGGAUCCUGUGGCAAGUUUGAAAGCUUUCAGAGGCAGGAGGGGUUUCCAGUAGAAGCUGAAGUCAGGGCUCUUGCCAAGGAGAGACAAAAGAAGGAUAACCACAAUUUAAUUGAACGAAGGAGAAGGUUCAACAUCAAUGAUCGCAUCAAAGAACUGGGAACUUUAAUCCCCAAGUCAAAUGAUCCUGACAUGAGAUGGAACAAAGGCACCAUUUUGAAGGCUUCCGUGGACUACAUCCGGAAGCUUCAGCGUGAGCAGCAGCGAGCAAAGGAGCUGGAGGCCAGACAGAAGAGGCUGGAGCACGCCAACCGACACCUCAUGCUGCGCAUCCAGGAGCUGGAGAUGCAGGCUCGGGCCCACGGUCUGCCCGUGGUGGCCUCCUCCACCCUCUGCUCCUCCGAGCUGGUGGCGCGCGCCAUCAAGCAGGAGCCCGGCCUGGACGACUGCGCCGCGGCCAACCUCUACGCCACCCAGCCGCACUCCUCUCCCGACCUGUCCCGGCCCACCACCCUGGACCUGAACAACGGCACCAUCAGCUACAGCGACAGCCACUGCGACGUGGACGACGACUCGGAGGCCUACGGCAGUCCGCCCAGGGUCUCGGGCAAGCUGGAGGACAUUUUCAUGGACAACGGCCUGUCGUCGGUGACCUCCAGUGACCCCCUGCUGUCCUCCAUCUCCCCCGGGGCGUCCAACAGCAGCAGCAGUCGCCGUAGCAGCACCAGCAUGGAGGAGAAUGAGAACGGGCACGGGUGUUAG